Hypomesus transpacificus is the source of this 1233-nucleotide messenger RNA. It is a transcript of the gene capslb, whose product is annotated as calcyphosine-like b. Lineage: Eukaryota; Metazoa; Chordata; Actinopteri; Osmeriformes; Osmeridae. The transcript is spliced from 6 exons. Bases 27 to 734 code for a protein of 235 amino acids. Gene Ontology annotation, molecular function: calcium ion binding. The record is from RefSeq and is a predicted model, not a curated record.
AACGGUAGACGCUUGGGGAGGGGCAGAUGUCGCCGUUUGGAGAGGAAGUGUUUACUACCAACCCCAACAUUGACCUAUUCUUGUUUCCUUCUGUAAUAUCACAAGUUAUGGCAGGAACGUCACGACAUGAUCGAGAGAUGGCGAUGAAUGCCAAAAAGCAACUGUCUUCUUGCUCAGACCCGGUAGAGCGACUACGACUACAAUGUCUCUCUCGGGGCUCUGCUGGAAUUAAAGGACUGGGCAGAACUUUCAAAAUAAUGGACGAUGACAACAGCCGCACAUUGGAUCUGAAGGAAUUCAUGAAGGGUUUGAAUGACUACGGCGUCUUAAUGGAGAAAGUGGAGGCCAUGAAUCUCUUCCAGCAAUUCGACCGAGACGGAAGCGGCUUGAUCGACUUUGAUGAAUUUCUCCUCACUCUCAGGCCUCCGAUGUCUAACGCCAGGAAGGAGGUGAUCAUGCAGGCCUUCAGAAAGCUGGACAAGACCGGCGAUGGGGUGAUCACCGUGGAGGACCUGAAGGGGGUUUACAACCCCAAACAUCACCCCAAAUAUCAGAACGGCGAGUGGACUGAAGAUCAGGUGUUCCGUACGUUCCUGGACAGCUUCGACUCUCCAUAUGACAAAGACGGAAAGGUCACCCAGGAGGAGUUUAUGAAUUACUAUGCAGGUGUGAGUGCCUCCAUCGACACAGACGUCUACUUUAUUGUGAUGAUGAAAAAUGCCUGGAAACUUUAACUAAAGUCUCCCUGAGGCAUCAGGGUCACCAAAGAGGAGUUCCUGAACUAUUACUGCGGAGUCAGCGCCUCCAUCGAUAACGAUGUCUAUUUCAUCCUCAUGAUGAGGAAUGCGUGGGGACUUUGAGGAGUGGAAGGCUUUCCUGCACAUCCUCCUUGUUUUAGGUUCAGCUUCUUUAUGUUUCCUUGCAGAAAUUAUGUUGAUUUCUAAAUUGUAUGCAGAUGAUCAUGAACAUUUGUAUUUCCAAUGAAACCGGAUGUAAUGAGUCUAUUAAUUGGGGGGCCCCAAUUAAUGGGGGGGGGUUUCAAGAAUAUGAUGUUGUUUUUAAACACUGGUGGUACAUGAUUUUGUUUUGUGUUUUGCUUUGAAAUGUGUGUAUUUAUAAUGCUUAAGGACACAGAAACAUUCAGUGAUACUGUAGCGCCAAAUAACCUCAUUAAGCGUGUUUAUUAAUGUGUUUAUUAGUUUAAAGAUGCAAUAAUAAAAUGCAAAACAGUAA